GUUUGAGAGUCUAAACCCGGAAGUCCCGCCCACAAGCAUGACAAAGGGAAACAUGGCUGCUUCCGCCGACAACAACUUGGACUUUUCGGCGUCCCUCACUGGGAUUUUAAAUGAGAAACAUAGUCCUGAACAUUUGCAGGUGCUAAAAGCGUUCACUGCUGCACUACGCGAGGAGGAAUAUCGCGAUGCUGUGGAGAAAGAGGUCUUCUCCGGUCUUCUCAGUCUCUUCAUCCAGCUGUGCAUAGAGCUGCAGUCUGCAGACAUGGAUGCCGAGGGCCUGCAGACUGCAACCCUGCAGCUGCAGCUGACUUCAGAGUGCUUUAGAGCCCUGAGGAACUCCUGUGUUCACAGAUCACGCAACCAGAAACUACUCAGGGAUCUUGGUUUCAUUGAUGAGUCCUUUAAACUCUUACGUUUUCUUCUUCACAACCUAAAUUUGGGAAUAGACGCCAUUUUUGAGCCUCUUCGUUGUGGGAUCCAGUUUCUUGGUAACCUGGGAGUGGGAAACCCCUCGUGUCAGGAUGACAUUUGGAAGCUAAGCUUCCCUGAUGUUUUUUUGCAGCUGCUCAGUGUCGCCGAUGACAAAGUGGUGAACUACACCUCAAUGGUUCUUCACACAUGUCUGGAUGAGGCUAAAGUGGAAGAUUUGUCAAAGCCACAGAACAUCGCGCUGGCCCUGAAGGUGAUGGAGGUCUGCAGAACCCAUCCUGAUGUGGACUGGACGGUUCUUAUAGCUACUCAGCAUUUCCUCAAGUCUGCAGCUCUGGUAGAAAGCAUGUACUCUCAGAUGGGUCAUCAAGAAAGGGUUACUCUGUUGGAGCUGCUGCAGGCCCAGCUGAAAGAAGAGGAGUUCGAGGGCUGUGGCAUCCCCCCCAGCGUGGCCCGCUUCCUGGCCGGCUCCUUUCAGACGGGUUGCGGGGCUGUGCUCUCGUUAGCGACUGGUUCCGCUUCUGACAUUGAGCUCCUGCAGGAGGCGCUGACUGUGAUCAGCCUGCUGGACGUGCUGUGUGAGAUGACCUCAGACCACAAACAGUUCAUGUUUCUUCAGGACCAACCCGACCUUUUAGUGAACACAGUUGAGCUGCUGCAGCAGGUGCACGCCAUAGGAAAGGCGAGUAAAAACAUCUUCAGCCCCGCUCAGAACUUCUCCUCCUUCAGUGGAGGCAGCGACUCUUCUCCACACUCUCCUGUCAUCAGCUUUAAAGCUCACCUCGUUCGCCUCAUUGGAAACCUGUGUCACUGCAACACCAACAACCAGAAUAAGGUGAGAGAACUUGAAGGCAUCCCGCUCAUCUUGGACAGCUGCAACAUAGACAGCAACAAUCCUUUCAUCAGCCAGUGGGCCAUCUUCACCAUCCGGAACAUUCUGGAGAGCAACCAGCAGAACCAGCAGCUGGUAGCCUCUUUGGAGCGCCGUGGCCCAGUAGACUACUCUGCCCUCAGGGAGCUGGGCUUCCUGGUGGAGGAGCGAGAUGGAAGCUUGCUGCUGAAACCUGUGAAGAAGGAUUCCUAGAAGAAACGGAGAGGAUAAAGUUUAAUCUGAGCUCCAAUCAGGUUCUCUAUCAGAAUAGAUUAUUAGUUUAUCGCUUAAUCCAAUCGAAUUUAUGGAAUUUAGACCAAUAGUAAUGAAGAAAACGCAGCUUAUCCUGCCUCUGGUGUGAGAGUCUUUAAAAAUACAAGUCCUUUCAGGAAACACAGACAGACUUAAAGCAGCUAAAAGAAAAGUGCUUUAAAUUUAACAUUUCAAGAUUUUUUUUAAAUAUAAGAAUAGAUUCCGUCUGUCCCCUGCUGGGAUAUGCAGUAUUAUCGACACUACAAAGGCUCUUAAAAGAUGCUCCGGCCUUGAGUCUGGGGAGGUGAGGGGUUGGCGAGGGGUAGCACACGCUGAUGCCUCGUAAAGAGCCAAAUCCAAAGACAAAGCUCUCCUCUGUGCUAGUUUUUAAUUUUAGUUUUUGGCUUUUCGGAGAUGCUGGUGUCACCAGCAGUGGCUGGACUUUUCUCUGAGGGUCCCUCAGUGACCAGGAAACAGAGAAUGAUGGGAUCCACCCCCUCAACACCAAACCAAAUGCAAAAAAGCAGGAUCUGAUUUAUGGCGUAAAGCCCUGCUUUUCAAAAUAAGAGUUUAGACGCAAUACUAGAGCAGUGCAUUUUGUUUUAAUUUAUUUUUUUCUGGAAUUUUGUUGUUUUUUUGUUGUACUUCUGUACAUUAUGCAAGUAUGAAUAUUAUUACGCUCCCUGCAGACCAUUGUGUUUUUAUAUUGCUUUAUGCUCAGUUUUAAGAUGUGAUCUUACUCUCCGGUGAUAAGUAGGGCUUAAACUGCAUGCUAACAAAACGUUUAACUAUUGAAAUAUCUAUAAAUGUUAGAGCUUGUUUUAUCUCAUAAGUGCAUCUCAAGCAAGUAUAAAAAAAACUGAUUUAUGCCACAAAUUUAGUUAAACUAAAAUAAAUAUUUUUUACAAGA
Messenger RNA from Oryzias latipes (Japanese medaka), 2462 nucleotides. The record is from RefSeq and is a predicted model, not a curated record. Lineage: Eukaryota; Metazoa; Chordata; Actinopteri; Beloniformes; Adrianichthyidae.